UACCCCGGGAGUUACUCUCAUCACGCUCCUUCGACUUGACAACGCCGCAGUUUUGUUUCUUCCAACGAUUCGACACUUUUCCCCCCUUCACUAGCGCGUCAUCAUCUAAACAUUACCCUCGACCCUGACAAUACCUCCGGCUUUUUAACGACGUCGCUUUCGACAGCCUCGAACAGGGCCAGACCCUGCAACUCUGCUGUUUGAUAUUGCAGUCGAUUACGACUUACACGAAAACUCCCACGAAACUACGAAUACGCUCGGUAACGAACUACACAUCCCACACUGUCCUUUGUUCCGGCGCCCUGGCUCAGUUGUCGCUACCUCGUCGCCUUCCAUCCUUCUUCAUAUUUAUAGCUUCCAUGUGUGUGACGUCGCUCAGUCUUCGCACGAGCUCCAUUCUUCACAAUGGCCGCGGUCGAUGUUCUGGCGUUCACAGACAGUUGGACAAGAAACGCACAUGGCCUGCCGGUCUUCCAGUGUUUGUCAAGUGCGCCGGUUGAUCGCUCUUUGCAUCACCGACUGAGUCUCAUUGCCCGUGCCUGGGUUGUUCACAGGUUACAUGAAAAUGUCUCUUCUUCACCAUCACAUCGCAAAGUGGCCGAGAGGCCGCUAAUCAUACCAGAUCAUUCUCCACGAUGGUAUUGUCGUCUCCCUCGAUCUUGCGACUCUUCUGAUCCUACCGACACCACAAUGCCCCUGAAUGGGACCAGCCGUUAUGCCCAUAUGCGAACCCCAGCAUGGCUCAAUCCAUCCCCUCAACCAUCAUCAGAUGCUCAGAAAGAACGCCGCCGACCGAAUGAUGCGCUUCUUAACGAUCCUAAUUCCGACAUCCUCAUCGACUUCAACUCGAACCAAGGUUUCUACGAAGCGGCAAAGAAGAAGAAAGCAAAAGCACCUUCUGCUCCUCCACCACCGCCUCCGCCGCCUGCGGCUCCACCAGCAGACGAUGGUCAAAAGGAUGAUAAUACUGGAGGCGAUGGAGGAGCUAGCGGAGGAGACGCUGCAGGCGGCGCUGGCGAUGGAAAUGGUGGUGGCAACAGCAACUCGCCCCCGAAACCUCCCACAACUUUCGAGAAUAUCAAUCUUGGAGAUAAUAAACUAGAUCUUGGUUUAAGCCCACCGGAAAACAAGGGCAUUUCUAGUUCAUGGGGUGCGAAAUUGGGGUUUGGUGGUGGAGGAUGGGGAUGGGGCGGAGGAGGGAAAAGUGAAACGGCAUCAACACCAGCACCAGCACCAGCACCAGCACCGCCGCCGCCACCACCCCAAGAAACAAAAGCCGAAGAGAACCCAUGGGACAAACCUAAAGAUAAAAUAGGAGGAAUAGAAGAAGAUGACGAUAGUUGGGGCUUCGGUACCAAGAAGGAGAAGAAACAAGGAUCCACGCUCUGGGGCGCCGAACCUGACGAGGAACCAAAGGACGGAGACGAUCCUUGGGGUUGGAGUGGUCAAAAAAAGAAGGGCAAAGCUGGUGGCAUCCUAGAAGAACUUGCCCUCGAUUCCGAGCCUGCACCCCCCAACGGAAAGAAAGAUAUUUGGGAUACUUGGGGAAUAUCCAAAAAGGACCGGGCGAAGAAGAAGGGAAUCAUGGAGGAAGUUGCAUUGGCAGCUGCACCUGAUCCCCCUUCAAUGGAAGAUCAGUGGGGUGGCUGGUCUGGGAAAAAGGAACACACACAGAGCUCACUUUGGGGAGCUCAAGAUUCAAUACCCGCACCUGCCCCUGAUCCCCCUUCGUUUGAAGACAAGGAUGGUGACGACUUUUGGAGUACCUUCGGCACUGGAAAGGCAAAACCCCCGCCAGAGGAGACGAGUGGAUGGGGAUCAUGGGGUGUAGGAAAGAAAGAGCCGCCUAAGACAAAAGACGACGGUUGGGAUCUAUGGGGAACAGGUAAGAAAAAGAAGAAAGCUGGCGACUUGAUUCAAAUAGAGGAUGAUAUCCCUCCUCCCGCCCCCGAUCCCGUCGAGGCUGUUGGCACCGACGACUUCCUCGAUUCUUGGGGUUUUGGCAAGAAGCCCAAGAAGCCGGCCGCUGACCCGUUCGAUUUCAAAACUUCCGGCGCCGAUGAUCCUAACGAUGCUUUUUGGGGCUCAAUAGACAACAAGAAGCCUGAUGCACAUGAUUUUCUUAUCGAUGCUACUGGAGACCCAGAGCAAGCCGCCAGAGAAGCUGAAGAGCAAGCCGCUCGCGAAGCCGAGGAAGCCGAGGCCGCUCGAGAAGAUGAAGAGAUUGCCAGUCUCUUGGACAAGAAAGCGAAAAGAGGAGGACGGCUCCUUAAGUCAGAUCGAGAACGUCUUGCUCUUCUUGAAGGCAAUGCCACCAGGAGAGCUGAAGCUCGAGCUACUCGCGAGGCCGAGGCGGCAGCUGCCGCUGAGGCUGCACAGGCCGCCGCUGAUGCUCAAGCAGCAGCCGACGCCGAAGCUGCCGCUUUACAGGCCGCUGAAGACGCUGAAGCAGCAAAGGAGAACGAGGAAAUUGCGACACUAUUGGCGAAAAAGCAGAAACGCGGUGGAAAGUUGCUGAAAAAAGAUCAAGAGCGCCUUACUCUGCUUGAAGGGAAUGUCUCAAGAAGAGCCGAAGCUCAAGCCGCCCGGGAAGCUGAAGCCACGGCCGCUGCUCCAGUUGUUCCAGAGGCUUCUACUGAUGAACCUCUCUCUCAAGAGACAGAACAGGAUGGCCUUGCCACGCAAGCAGUUGCAGAAGCUGACACUGCACUCGCCACCGAAAUCGCGCAGGAAGCGGCGGAAAUAGAGAGCCUGAAAUCGAAGAAGGUGAAGAAGGGAAAGCUUCUUAAGAAAGAGCAAGAACGACUGAAUUUCCUGAUCGACAAUGUGGCGAAACGAGCCGAGGAACAAGCAGCUAAAGAAGCAGAAGAACAUGCAGCGAAAGAAGCGGCUGAUGCCCAGGCAGCAGCAGCAGCGGAAGCCGAAGCCGCUGCCCAAGCUGCUGCAGAUGUCGAGGCUGCAGCUCAAGCCGCUGUAGAUGCUGAAGCUGAAGUAGCUGCCAAGGAAGAGGAGGAAAUGGCAGUGCUGAAAGCUAAGAAAGCCAAAAAGGUCAAGCUAACUAAGAAUGAAACGACUCGAUUGAUGACCUUAGUUGGCAACUCAGUAAAGCGAGCUCAAGCAAAAUCUGCUAAAGAGGCCGAGGAAGCAGCCGCGGCGCAGGCUGCUAAGGAAGCUGAGGAGACUGCAGCUCGUGAAGCAGAUGCGAUGGCAGCUCGUGAAGCUGAAGCGACCGCAGCUCGUGAAGCGGAGGCUGCAAUUGCUGCCGAAGAAGAGAAAGAACUUGCAGAUCUCACCGCUAAGAAGAUCAAGCGAGGCGGUAAUCUUAUUAAGAAAAAAGACGUGGAGCGUUUUAAUGUCCUUACUCAAAGGGCUGCCGAACGAGCCGAACGAGCAGCCAAGCAAGCUGAAGAAGCUGCUGUUGUUGAAGCUGAAGGAGAACCUGCAGAAGCCGCCCUGGGAAACGCAGAAGUGGUGAUCGAAGCACAACCCGAGCCAGAGCCUGAGCAACCGCUUGUAGAUAUAGACGCUGCGUCUGCUGACCCCGAAUCUGUCACAGCUCCUGACGCAGCUAUUAUCGCAGAGGAAGAAGCAGAGUUAGCCAGUCUAGACGCAAAGAAGACAAGGAAAGGCAAGCUUGGCAAAAAGGAUACAGAGCGGUAUAAUAUCCUUACAGAAAAUGCUGCGCAACGACUAGCUGCUAAGGAAGCAGAAGAAGCUGCUGGUGCUGCCGAGGCUGAGGCUGCAAAGGAAGCCGAAGAAGCUGCAGCAACUGCAGCAGCCGCAGCCGCAGCCGCAGCCGAAGCAGAAGCCAUAACAGCAAGCGAAGCUGAAGCUAUCCUGAUUGCUGAUGAAGAGGCAGAGCUUGCUACUCUUGCUACUAAGAAGGCCAAAAGAGGGAAGCUUGUUAAAAGGGACGCCGACCGUUUUAAUAUUCUGACAGAAAAUGCUGCGCAACGACAAGCCGCCAAGGAAGCAGAAGAAGUAGCUGCAGCAGCUGCGUCAGCUGAGGCUGAGGAGCAGGCUGCAAAGGAAGCAGAAGCAGCUGCCGCAGCAGAAUCUGCUGCCGCCAUAGAAGCAGCCGAAGCAGAGGCGGUGGCAGCUCGUGAAGCAGAGGCCGCAGCUAUUGCCGAGGAAGAAGCCGAGCUGGCUGUAUUGGCUACUAAGAAAGCUAAGAAGGGUAAGCUUGCAAAGAAAGAUGCUGAUCGAUUUGCUGUUUUAUCAGAAAAUGCAGAAAGGCGAGCUCAAGAAGCAAUCCAGAUACUCGAGCAACCUGAAGAUCAUAUACUCGAGCAACCUGAAGAUCAUAUACUCGAACCCGAGACAGAAGUUAACGAACCUCCUCCCGAACCAGUCACAGAUGAGGUCUCUGCUGAAGCCGAUGACCCUGAUGCUAUUGCAGCUGCUGAAGCAGUAGCCGCUGCUAUUGCCGAUGAGGAAUCUGAACUUGCUGCUUUGGUUGCCAAGAAGGAGAGAAAGGGCAAGCUUGGGAAGAAAGAUACCGAUCGCUUUAACCUCCUUAUUGCCAAUAGCACAGCACGGGCAGAGAAAGCGGCUCAAGAAGAGGCAGCUGCUCAAGCCACUGUUGAGGCUGAAGUAGCCGCGCAAGCUGAAGCUGAGCAGGCAGCCGCAGCCGAAGCUGCUGCCCUCGAAGAGGCUGCGGCUAGAGAGGCUGCAGAAGCAGAAGCUACACUUAUUGCCGAAGAGGAGGAUGAGUUAGCUGGUCUGACUGCCAAGAAGAAUAGGAAGGGCAAACUUGGGAAAAAGGAUAGUGACCGGUUUGCCUACCUGACAGAGAAUGCAGCUCAACGAGCUGAGAAAGCUACUGCGCCAGAAGUCAUGGAAGAGGCUGUUCUACAAGUCGAAGACCCUGAUGAAAAUCCUGCUGAUGCUGAUGCUGAUGCUGAUGCUGAUGCUGAAGCAGCUGAGGCCGCUGCUAUUGAGGCUGAAGCAGCUGCUAUUGCUGCUACUAUUGCUGCCGAAGAGGAAGAAGAGCUUGCUGCCUUGAUUGCUAAGAAGGACAAAAAGGGCAAACUGGGUAAAAAGGAUAGUGAUCGAUUUGCCUUCCUUACUGAAAUCGCCACCCAAAGAGCCGAAAAGGCUGCACAUGAAGAAGCCGCCGAGGAAGACCAAGAAGCAGCUGCCGCCGAGUCUGAUGUCAAUGAUCACCCAGCCGAUAUCGAGGAGCCACUAUUCGAAAAUGCCCUAGAGCCACCAGUUGUUGAAGAGGAGACCCCCCCUGAAGAUGAUGAUGCUGAUGCAGCAGAGGCUAUGGCCCUACUUGCCGCUGAGGAACAAGAGAUGGCAGACUUAGAGGCGAAGAAGGCAAGGAAAGGCAAGCUGGGCAAGAGGGAUAUGGAACGAUAUACCCUCCUUACUGAAAAUGCUGCUAAGAGAGCUGAAGAGCAAGCAACCAAAGAAGCCGAGCUUGCUGCUGCUGCCGAGCUUGCUGCCAUUGAGUCUGCCGAAGCUGAGGCCGCUGAAGCUGAGGCCGCUGCUGCUGCUGAGGAGGCGGCAAGAGAUGCCGCUGAAAUUGAGGCUGCGGCAGCAAUUGCCCAAGAGGAAGAAGAGCUCGUUGCCCUAGAAGCAAAAAAGCAGAGAAAAGGAAAGCUGGGACGCAAAGAUACAGAUCGGUUUAACUAUCUCCUCUGCAACAAGGUUGCAAGGGAAGCCCAGGCUGCUGAGGAACAAGCUGCAAAAGAAGCCGAAGAGCAAGCAGCUGCUGAAGCUGAAGAAGCAGCAGCUGCUGAAGCUGCCGCCGCUGCCGAGGCUGAAGAGAUAGCUAAAAGAGAGGCUGCUGAAGCCGAAGCUGCAGCUGUUGCUGACGCCGAGGACGAAGAAAUGGCCACUUUAGCAGCCAAGAAGACCAAGAAGGGUAAACUAGGACGCAAGGAUACAGAGCGUUUUGAGCAGUUGACUUUGAAUGCCGUCAGACGAGCCGAGGAACAAGCGGCCCGUGAGGCUGAGGCUGCUGCUGAGGAAGCCCCGGCCGUAGAAGAGCUACUUGGCGAAGAAGACCCUGAGGAACCAGCACCGGAACCCGAAGAGACUGUCGAAGAAGCCCCUGAGGACCCGGUCCCCGAUAUUGACGACGACGCCGCCGCCGAGGCCGCCGCCAUUGCCGCAGAAGAAGAGGCAGAGCUCGCUUCACUUGAAGCUAAGAAGGCACGGAAGGGAAGACUUGGAAAUAAGGAUACCCAAAGGUUUACAUUUUUAACCGAAAAUAUUUCAAGACGCGCUGAAGAGCAGGCAGCAAAGGACGCCGCUGCUGCUGUUCAAGCUCUGGCCCAGGCUAUCCCAGAAGAUGUUGCUGAAGAAGAGGAUAUCACUGGUCAAGAAGAUGCUGAAGCUGCCGCUAUCAAAGCUGAAGCUGCCGCUAUCGAAGCUGAAGCUGCUGCUAUUGCUGCUACUAUUGCUGCUGAAGAAGAGGAGGAGCUUGCUGCCCUUGCUGCUAAAAAAGCGCGAAAGGGCAAACUUGGCAGAAAGGAUACAGAUCGCUUUGAUAUUCUAACACAAAAUGCAGCUAGACGCGCGGAAGAACAAACCAUUAAGGAAGCCGAACAUGAAGGUCAGGUAGAGGAAUUAAUACCUGAAGAGGUUGAGGACAUGGCUGAAGCGGAGCCCGAAGAGAACCCUAAUGCAGAAGAAGUAGCUGCCCAAGAAGCAGCCGAAGCCGAAGCCGAAGCCGAAGCCCGAGCUAUUGCUGCAGAGGAAGAGGCAGAACUUGCAGCGCUAAACAAGAAAAAAGCAAAGAAGGGGAGACUCGGUCGCUCCGACACUGAGCGGUUUAAUAUCCUUAUCGAUAAUGCUGCAAAGCGUGCCGAAGCUCAGGCAGCCAAGGAAGCAGAAGAGGCUUUAGGAGACGCACCCCAAGCUGAGGAGGAGGAAGAUGAUGAAUUUGUCGAUGCUGAAGAUGGCGAGGAGGACGAGUUAGCUGAGGAGCUAGAACCUGUAGCCGAUGAACUUGCUGAGCCUGAGCCUGAGCUUGAGGAAGAUGAAAGAGCUACAGCUGAAACCACGAUAGCUGAGACAGCAGCGCAAGCUGCCAUCAUCGCAGAAGAAGAGGCUGAGUUGGCUGCAUUGACGAAGAAGAGGCUCAAGAAAGGAAAACUGGGCCGCAAAGAUACAGAAAGAUUUCAAGCCCUGUCAGAAAAUUCUACCAAACGCGCUGAAGAAGCGGCAGCCCGAGAUACAGAUGACGCAGCUGCAGAAGUCGAAGCAGAGCUUGGUGAACCCGGACCCGAGCCUGAAUAUGAUGGCUUGAAGGAGGCUGAAGCAGCGAUAAUCGCCGAGGAAGAGGCAGAACUGGCAGCCUUGAUGAAAAAGAAAGCAAAGAAGGGGAAACUUGGUCGGAAGGAUACCGAGAGACUCAUCGCAUUGUCGGAAAAUGCUACCCGUCGCGAAGAGGAGCGAGCUGCUGCUGAGGCCGAGACCGAAGCCGUUCAGGAGGAGCCCGAAAUUGAAGGCGUGGAAGAGACUGAAGGAGAACACGGUGAAGAAGAAGGCGAAGAGCAGGAGCGGGAGCCUACUGAAGGACAAGACGAAGGAGCUGCAGCUCGAGAAGCUGAAGAGGCGGCUAUUGCGAGGGAAGAGGAAGACGAGCUCGAGGCCCUUAAAGCCAAGAAAGCAAGAAAGGGCAGAUUAGGCAGAAAGGAUACUGAACGCUUCGCCACCUUGGAGGAGAAUGCAGCAAGGCGUGCAGAAGAACGUGCUGCCGCUGAGGCUACUAAAGCCAACUCACCUGAGGAGGAAGAUGGUGAAGAGGAGGAAGAGGAGGAAGAGGAGGAAGAGGAGGAAGAGGAGGAAGAGGAGGAAGAGGAGGAAGAGGAGGAAGAGGAGGAAGAGGAGGAAGAGGAGGAAGAGGAGGAAGAGGAGGAAGAGGAGGAGGGGCCUGAGGCAGACGAUGAAGAUCAAGCUGCCGAAGAAGAGUUGGCAGUUCAAGAAGCAGAAGAGGCCGCAGCUCGGGAAGCAGAAGAGGCAGCUAUCGCUGAAGAGGAGUAUGAGCUCGAGGCCCUUCAAGCUAAGAAGUCAAGAAAGGGCAGACUAGGCAGAAAAGACACAGAGCGGCUUCAAGUCCUAGAAGGAAAUGUAGCGAAACGCGCCGAAGAACGCGCUGCUAAAGAGGCGGCAGCCGGCGAUGAAAAUCUAGAAGCCGAUGAUGCUGAGGAGGAGGAGGUCGAGGAGGACGACGAUAUUGAUAUUGGCGAAGAGGACAAGGGGGAAGAUGAUGCUAACGCUGAGGAGGCAGCAGCGGCAGCAGCUCGAGAAGCCGAAGAGGUAGCAGCUCGAGAGGCGGAAGAAGCCGCAGCUCGUGAGGUGGCCGCGAAAGAACUGGAGGAGCUUGAUUCCCUUCAGUUCAAGAAAGCAAGAAAAGGCAGCGUGCUAGAGAGCUUGCGGCCAAAGAAGACGCUGCCGCCGCAGCAGCAGCAGCAGAAGUUGAGGAGGAGGAUGUGGUUGAAUUCAGCAAUCCCCUUGAAGAAGAAAAGUCGGAGGUUGAAGUUGAGGAGGAGGAGGACGAUGAUGAGGAAAAAGCAGCCGACGCUGAAGACACUGCGGAUAAAGAACCGAGUGAAGUCGAAAAUGAAGCUGCUGUCGACGAGGACGAAGACGACGGGGACGAAGAAGAAGAACCCGAAGUACCGCCAAAGGACGAAGGACCUGAAGCUCCCGAAGCCCCUGCUGAUGAUGAAAUCGUCGAGGUCAUCGAUUUGUCGCCAAAGAAAGAAAGGAAGAGUAGGAAGAGCAAAUCCCGUCGCGAUGCUCCUCCUCCUCCUCCAGUUCCAGAUCCUCCACUGACGCCACCACCUGAGCCGAAGCAGUCUCGAAGGCCCAAAAUUCACCGCGAAGGAACCUCGUUUGGUCGGUGGGGCGCGACACCACAUGAAGAGAGGGACGAGUUACCUCAAGAGAAGUCGAGCAGACACAGACGGCGGGAGGAAAAGACAUCGUCUAAGGGUUCCUC
Messenger RNA from Fusarium redolens, 8959 nucleotides. RefSeq lists its product as uncharacterized. NCBI's taxonomy places the organism in Eukaryota, Fungi, Ascomycota, Sordariomycetes, Hypocreales, Nectriaceae. The record is from RefSeq and is a predicted model, not a curated record. The coding region runs from base 406 to 8793 and encodes 2795 amino acids. The transcript has 5 exons.